UCUAUUUUUACUGUAGAUUCAGAUGCAUGGAAACACUACAGGGCACUUCAGCAUUCAGUUUUCAAAACAAAAUGCUUCGAGAAGUUUUGGGAGAAGAUUGUUCGAGAGAAGGUGGAGAGUUGUUUGAUUCCUCUUCUUGAUCAAGUCGAGAAGCGAGGAGUUGAAUUGGAUCUGCAAGACGUGUUUGGUCGCUUCAACUUUGACGCUGUCUGCUCUAUAGUCUUAGGAUUUGAUCCAAAAGCCUCACACUAGAUUUCCAAGAAGUUGCAUGCAUGAGAGCCUUUGAUGAAGUGGAAGAGUUCACAUUUUACAGACACACAAUACCUAAAAGCGUGUGGAAGCUUCAGAGAUGGCUUGGAAUCGGACCAGAGAUGAAGAUGGCCCGAGCAUGUGAAGUGUUUGAUCGAUUCCUCUAUGAAAGUAUAGCAUCAAAGAGAGAAAAGCUACGAAAAAUCAACGGAAAUGAGAAGGAAGCCGAUGAUUUGCUAGCAUGUUUGAUGAGGGGGGACGAAGGAAAAGAUGAAGCGGAUGACAAGCUUCUGAGAUACACCGCUUUUAGUCUUCUUUUCGCAGGUGGAGAUACCAUAACUUCAGCUCUCACGUGGUUCUUUUGGCUUGUUGCUACACACCCUUCAGUAGAAGCAAAGAUUCAUGAAGAGAUCAAAGAAGAAAAGGAAGUGAAAGAUGAAGUAUAUCUCCAUGCUGAUUUGUGUGAAGGUGUGAAGAAAUAUGGGGAAAAGAUUGCUUGGAAUUCAAACCAGAAAGAUGGAUCUCAAAGAGAGGAGGUAUUAUUCACAUGCCAUCAUACAAAUUUAGUACUUUCAUUGCAGGCCCUAGAACAUGCUUGGGUAAGGACUUGUCUUUCAUUCAAAUGAAGAUUAUGGCUUCUGCUAUCUUGUGUAACUAUCAAGUUCAUGUGGUGGAAGAUCAUCCUGUUUCUCCCACACUUUCAAUGGUGCUUCAAAUGAGAUAUGGUCUCAAGAUUCGGAUC
Prosopis cineraria is the source of this 991-nucleotide messenger RNA. RefSeq names its product alkane hydroxylase MAH1-like. Bases 273 to 875 code for a protein of 200 amino acids. The record is from RefSeq and is a predicted model, not a curated record. Lineage: Eukaryota; Viridiplantae; Streptophyta; Magnoliopsida; Fabales; Fabaceae. Gene Ontology annotation, molecular function: heme binding; iron ion binding; monooxygenase activity. The transcript has 2 exons.